AUGCCUGCUCCGGGAGCCUUCAUCCUCCUCGCGGCCGUCUCUCUCUCGGGCUGCCUGGCGUCCCCGGUCCAUCCCGACGGAUUCGCCCUUGGCCGGGCCCCCCUGGCUCCUCCCUACGCUGUGGUCCUCAUUUCCUGCUCUGGCCUGCUGGCCUUCAUCUUUCUCCUCCUCACCUGUCUGUGCUGCAAAAGGGGUGAUGUUGGCUUCAAGGAGUUUGAGAACCCCGAAGGGGAGGACUGCUCUGGGGAGUACACCCCCCCUGCAGAGGAGACCUCCUCCUCGCAGUCGCUGCCUGAUGUCUACAUUCUCCCUCUGGCUGAGGUCUCCCUGCCAAUGCCAGCCCCGCAGCCUGCACAUUCAGACAUGACCACCCCCCUGGGCCUUAGCCGCCAGCAUCUCAGCUAUCUACAGGAGAUUGGGAGCGGCUGGUUUGGGAAGGUGAUCCUGGGGGAGAUUUUCUCUGACUACACCCCGGCCCAGGUGGUGGUGAAGGAGCUCAGGGCCAGUGCUGGGCCCCUGGAGCAGCGCAAGUUCAUCUCCGAAGCUCAGCCCUACAGAAGCCUGCAGCACCCCAACGUCCUCCAGUGCCUGGGCCUCUGUGUGGAGACGCUGCCCUUCUUGCUGAUCAUGGAGUUCUGUCAGCUGGGGGACCUGAAACGAUACCUCCGGGCCCAGCGGCCCCCCGAGGGCAUGUCCCCCGAGCUGCCUCCUCGAGACCUGCGGACCCUGCAAAGGAUGGGCCUGGAGAUCGCCCGUGGCCUGGCGCACCUGCACUCGCACAACUACGUGCAUAGCGACCUGGCGCUGCGCAACUGCCUGCUGACCUCCGACCUCACGGUGCGCAUCGGGGACUACGGGCUGGCGCACAGCAACUACAAGGAGGACUACUACCUGACGCCUGAGCGCCUGUGGAUCCCGCUGCGCUGGGCCGCGCCCGAGCUGCUGGGGGAGCUGCAUGGGACCUUCAUGGUGGUCGAUCAGAGCCGGGAAAGCAACAUCUGGUCCUUGGGGGUGACCCUGUGGGAGCUGUUUGAAUUUGGGGCUCAGCCCUACCGCCAUCUGUCAGACGAGGAGGUCCUGGCCUUCGUGGUCCGCCAGCAGCACGUGAAGCUGGCCCGCCCCAGGCUCAAGCUGCCCUACGCGGACUACUGGUACGACAUCCUGCAGUCCUGCUGGCGGCCCCCGGCCCAGCGGCCCUCGGCGUCCGACCUGCAGCUGCAGCUCACCUACCUGCUGUCGGAGCGGCCGCCGCGGCCGCCGCCGGGCCUGACUCACGGCCCCGCCCUCCAGAACCGGACGCUGCGGGAGGCCCCGGAGCCGCGGAUCCACGGAAGGCCCGACCCCCCGUCGGCCCUGGCCAGUCCUGGCUCCGGCCUGUCGUCGCCGGGCCCCAAGCCGGGGGACAGCGGCUACGAGACCGAGACCCCUUUUUCCCCCGAGGGAGCCUUCCCCGGUGGGGGGGCGGCCGAGGAGGAAGGGGUCCCUCGGCCGCGGGCUCCCCCCGAGCCGCCCGACCCCGGAGCGCCCCGGCCACCCCCAGACCCGGGUCCCCUCCCGCCCCCCGGGCCGCAGGAGAAGCCGAGCUUCGUAGUGCAAGUGAGCACCGAGCAGCUGCUCGAGUCCCUGCGGGAGGGCGUGACCAGGAACCUCCUGGGGGGCCCGGGGCCCCCGGCGCCCAGGAAGGCGGGGAGAGGCCCCCCCGCGAGCCGAGAGACAGCUCCCCCGGGCCCGAGCCCGGACCCGCCAGCCCCGGGCAGCGGCGCCCAGACAGCCCCCAGCCCGAGCCUCCCCGGGAACGGGAGCGGGGUGACAGCCUCGCCGAACGGGGACCAGGCAGCCCCGGGCCCGGAGAAGACGGCCGAGAACGGGGGACUGGGGUCCCCAGAGAGGGGCGAGACAGUGCUGGAGAAUGGGGAGCUGACGCCCCCAAGGAGGAAGGCGAGGCCCCUGGAGAAUGGGGAGCUGAGAUCCCCAGAGGCCGGGGAGAAGGCGCUGGUGAAUGGGGGGCCGACGUCCCCAAAGAGCCGGGGGGAGAAGGCGCCCGCGAAUGGGGGCCUGAGGCUCCCCAGGAACACGGGGAGCCCACCGGAGACUGGGCCUUGGAGGUCCCCGGGGCCCCAGGAGAAGACGCCCGGGACUGGGGGUCCAGCCCCAGAGACCUCCCUGGAGAGAGCCCCCACCUGCGGCCAGGGGCCCUGGGCCCAGAACGGCUUGGAGACGGCCCCUGGCCCGCGUGGCCCAGCCCCCAAGAACGGGACGCUGGACCCCGGGACCGAGAGGAGAGUCCUCGAGACUGGGAGGCUGGACCUCGGGAAUGGGGGCCGAGCCCCGGCGGACGCGGGGAUGGGGGGCCCAGGCGGAGGCCCCGAAAACGGCGCGGACGCAAAGGCCGGAUGGGGAGACAGCAAGAGGCCACCGCCGCUGCCGCCGCCACCGGAGGCCCCGGCGAGGAGGCUGGAGCCAGUGCCCCCGAGGGUCCGGCCGGAGGUGGCCUCCGAGGGAGACCCCCCCGGGGUCCCAGACCCCAGGGCCGACGGAGACACAGCACCCAGCGGAGACGGGGACCCCCCCAAGCCCGAGAAGAAGGGCCCCGAGAUGCCACGACUGUUCUUGGACUUGGGCCCCCCUCAGGGGAACAGCGAACAGAUCAAAGGACCUCGGGGCUCCGGGAGGACGCGGGCAGCCCCGGUGCCCGUCGUGGUGAGCAGCGCCGACGCGGACGCGGCUCGGCCGUUGCGGGGAUUGCUCAAGUCUCCGCGCGGGGCCGACGACUCGGAGGACAGCGAGCUGGAGAGGAAGCGCAAGAUGGUCUCCUUCCACGGGGACGUGACCGUCUACCUCUUCGACCAGGAGACACCAACCAACGAGCUGAGCGUGCAGGGCCCCCCCGAGGGGGACACGGACCCAUCAACGCCCCCAGCGCCCCCGACGCCUCCCCACCCCGCCACCCCCGGAGAUGGGUUUCCCAGCAACGACAGCGGCUUUGGAGGCAGUUUCGAGUGGGCGGAGGAUUUCCCCCUCCUCCCCCCGCCCGGGCCCCCCCUGUGCUUCUCCCGCUUCUCCGUCUCGCCUGCACUGGAGACCCCGGGGCCCCCCACUCGGGCCCCCGACGCCCGGCCCGCAGACGAGGGGCUGAGAGUGGAAUCCUGUGUGGAUGACGGAGUCACUGCCACUGCUGCAGACGCCGCCUCCGGGGAGGCUCCCGAGGCCGGGCCCUCCCCGCCCCCCACCACGUGCCAAACGGGAGGCCCCGGCCCCCCGCCCCCGAGCCCCCCAGCCACCUCCCCUGACACCCCCGAUCCCCUCGGUGCCACAUGA
Molecule: messenger RNA, 3318 nt
Organism: Dipodomys ordii (Ord's kangaroo rat)
Lineage: Eukaryota; Metazoa; Chordata; Mammalia; Rodentia; Heteromyidae
Gene: Lmtk3
Product: lemur tyrosine kinase 3
Exons: 16
Coding region: 1-3318 (1105 amino acids)
Biological process (GO): protein phosphorylation
Molecular function (GO): ATP binding; protein kinase activity
Source: RefSeq, a predicted model, not a curated record